Molecule: messenger RNA, 483 nt
Organism: Carassius auratus (goldfish)
Lineage: Eukaryota; Metazoa; Chordata; Actinopteri; Cypriniformes; Cyprinidae
Gene: akap14
Product: A-kinase anchoring protein 14
Exons: 1
Coding region: 1-483 (160 amino acids)
Cellular component (GO): cAMP-dependent protein kinase complex
Molecular function (GO): protein kinase A regulatory subunit binding
Source: RefSeq, a predicted model, not a curated record
AUGGAAACCGACGUCAACAACAUUUCAGAAACACUGACAGCUGUGGAGAUGGACAGCGCGAAUAACGCACACUGUGAGCAUACAAUCAAAAACAUCGACUGGAUCUCAUGCAAAGACUUCACAAUCGAGAUCGGAGAGCAGCAGAUCAGACAUUACAUGGACACAUGGGAGAUAGAGCAGCCUGGCUGGCUCUACAAUCUGAGGUUUCUCCAGGAGACAGAGCUGGAGUUUAAAACGCAGUACCAUUACGAAGCCAAAUGGAGCAUCCCGACCCCAAGCGCCCCGAUCCCGAGAGUCACAGCCAGCGUGUACUUCACCAUAGAGAUCUCCAAAAUCAAACCAGACACACGGCCUGUGGACGUCCACUUCCUCGUCGAGACCAACAGGUCCAAACAUAGUCCAGGACAAACGAGGUUCAGGGAGAAGUGGCUGAUGGAUGUCAUUGAGAGCAAGACUUUGCUAACGGACACCGUUGACUUUUAA